AUGAAGGGACAACAACAACAACAAAUCCAGACUACUUUCAUGAUGAGACAAGACCAAACAAUCUUCACAUGGCCACAACAAGAGCUUCCUCGUGAUCAUGAUGAUCAGGUACCAAAUCGUGAUCGUGAUGGACAUGUCAUGAAUAAAACCAAAUCGUUCUUCGACCAAGAAGAUGUUAAGCCAGAGACCAUCAAGAACAUGAUCAAGAGCGAAGGCCAAGAACCGGAGAGAACAAACGAUUUUGAUAAUCUCUCCUUCUCUCAACUGCCACCACACCCAUGGCACUGCCCACCGUUGUCACAAGUUAUGGAGUAUUUCCAGUCUUUUAGUGAUAUUCAGGAUUCAGAGACACAAACACCAGAUGAUAUAACUUAUGAUUCUCCUCCUACACUUGCUCAAGACUGCAAAAGCUUCAAAUGGAAUGUACAAGUCAUAGAUACGGCUGUGAACAUAAAAGGAAAAAUGGUGUCAGCUAGAGAUGUUUGGAAAUUGCAAAAUUGCAAAGUGAUAGUACAGUUUGAUGGAGAUAGCGGUCAACCAGUUGAAGAUUCUGGAGGUUUACUUGGAUCAUGGCUGGGUCAAUUAAGUACUGAUGUGAAUUUGUUACCUAUUGACUACACUGAAUGGAGAUUGGUUGGUGACAACACAAAAAAUAAGGUGUGGGAUGUAAUUCAGGCAAAAUUUUGGUUUGAUAACCCAACGACAAGAAGGAAGUAUGUGAUGAGUGUUCUAGGGAGCAGAUGCAACAGUUUCAAAGGGCGUCUUUGGAAAAAUUACAAACGGGAUGAUCGGACUGAAACGAUGCAAAAUCGACCCAAUAAUGUUCCUGAAAGUCAGUGGCAUAAUUUUGUAUGCUUACGAUUCACUGAAAACUGGAAGAAAAUGCAAGAACGGAAUACAAAGAAUCAAAAGAAGAACAUUAUGCCUCAUUUGUGUGGAAGAAAGAGUUUUGGAAGGAAAAGACGUGAGAUUACAAUCAAGACGGGAAAAACACCAAGUCGAGCUGAAUUCUUCGUUGCAACUCGUACGAAAUCUGAUGGAAGUUUUGUAUCAGAGGAAGCUAAAACACGUGGGGAAGCACUUACAACAUUGUUAACCCAAAAUCCAUCAAGACAAGUCACAGCCAAUGUUAUAGCUAGUUUGGAUGAUGAAUAUGCCCAAGUGUUUGGUCCAGAACGGCCAGGACGAAUACGUUGUGUCGGACGUGGACCCACACCUUCAAAGUUAUUUGGUAAAACUACUCAAAUAACACCAGAGAUAGAAAAUUCUGAAGCCUAUAUUCGAAUGAAGACAAAUAUGAAAGGACUAGAAGAAACAAAUAAGUAUAUGAGUAUGUUCAUUCAACAGAUACUUGCUGCUCAAUCUAGUGAACAGGAAACGGGAGAUGAUACCAACAGAAAUUAG
Messenger RNA from Eutrema salsugineum, 1404 nucleotides. RefSeq lists its product as uncharacterized. Lineage: Eukaryota; Viridiplantae; Streptophyta; Magnoliopsida; Brassicales; Brassicaceae. The transcript has 8 exons. The coding region runs from base 1 to 1404 and encodes 467 amino acids. The record is from RefSeq and is a predicted model, not a curated record.